Capsella rubella is the source of this 2360-nucleotide messenger RNA. RefSeq names its product beta-glucosidase BoGH3B. Gene Ontology annotation, biological process: glucan catabolic process. Gene Ontology annotation, molecular function: beta-glucosidase activity. NCBI's taxonomy places the organism in Eukaryota, Viridiplantae, Streptophyta, Magnoliopsida, Brassicales, Brassicaceae. The transcript has 9 exons. The coding region runs from base 379 to 2313 and encodes 644 amino acids. The record is from RefSeq and is a predicted model, not a curated record.
UUAUCAUAUAAUUUUCAAAAAAGGGAGAGAAUCUGAUUUGUUUUUUUGAUUGUUACUAGUCAGUAGUCACGGUAAUGAUAUCACACGUCUCUACAUAACCUCCCAAGCAUAACAAACCCAAGUAUAGGCAUAUCGACAAAAUCUCAACCUCAGAACGUUCCUGUCUCAGUCGAGACAACAACGAAAAUCUCAACCUCUUAGUGUUGCUUGUCUCAUUCGGAAAUUGUUAUAUUCAUCAAUACUCAUCGACUCAUCGUUGUUGUCGUCAUCAUAUAGCUUGAUCGUCUUCCCCUUCUCAACUGGUUAAUCAAAAAUCUCACUCUUGACUAUUUUAUAUUUAGUCAUCUGCAGCUGUCGAGAGUGAAAUAGAGGGCUGACAUGGGGAGUUUGAGUUACUUGCUACAGAGGUUAGGCCUUCUGCUACUCUGUUGUGCCGUGGCAGCUAAUAAACUACCACUCGCGAGCGCAAAGUAUAAGGACCCGAAAGAGCCAUUGGGAGUCAGGAUCAAGAGCCUGAUGAGCCGUAUGACACUUGAAGAGAAAAUAGGGCAGAUGAUUCAGGUGGAACGAGUCAAUGCCACAGCCGAAGUCAUUCGAAAGUACUUCAUCGGAAGUGUGUUUAGCGGGGGAGGGAGUGUGCCGACGCCAAAUGCCAGUCCUGAAGCUUGGGUGAACAUGGUGAAUGAGAUCCAAAAGAAAGCGCUUUCGACCCGCUUAGGGAUUCCCAUAAUUUACGGAAUCGAUGCUGUUCAUGGUCACAACAAUGCGUACAACGCCACCAUUUUCCCUCAUAACAUAGGCCUCGGAGCCACCAGGGACCCAGGCCUUGUGAAGAGAAUUGGGGAAGCAACUGCGCUUGAAGUUAGAGCAACAGGAAUCCAAUAUGUCUUUGCCCCAUGUAUUGCAGUGUGUAGGGACCCUAGAUGGGGAAGGUGCUAUGAGAGCUAUAGUGAGGAUCACAGACUAGUUCAACAGAUGACUGAGAUCAUACCCGGUUUGCAAGGUGACCUUCCCACUAAUCAAACGGGUGUUCCUUUCGUCGCUGGAAAGACAAAAGUGGCAGCCUGCGCUAAACACUUUGUUGGAGAUGGAGGUACAUUGAGAGGUAUGAACGCAAACAACACGGUUACUAGUGCAAAUGGAUUGCUCGGAAUUCACAUGCCGGCUUAUUAUGAUGCGGUAAACAAGGGAGUUGCAACAGUUAUGGUAUCCUACUCGUCCUUGAACGGGUUGAAAAUGCAUGCCAAUAAGAAACUUAUCACGGGUUUCCUAAAGAACAAGCUCAAGUUCAGGGGCAUUGUCAUCUCAGAUUAUCUAGGUGUUGAUCAGAUCACCACACCUCUUGGUGCUAACUAUUCACAUUCGGUUUAUGCUGCUAUCACUGCUGGACUCGAUAUGAUCAUGGGUUCAUCAAACUUGACAGAGUUAAUCGACGAACUAACCAGUCAGGUAAAGCGAAAACUCAUCCCGAUGAGCAGAAUCGACGAUGCUGUGGAGAGAAUCUUGAGAGUCAAAUUCACAAUGGGGCUCUUUGAGGAUCCUAUGGCUGAUAAUAAGAACCCAAGUACUCAACUUAACACUGAAAAAACUCAACAGGAACACAGGGAACUGGCAAGGGAAGCAGUGAGGAAAUCUCUGGUGUUAUUGAAGAAUGGUGAAAAUGCAGAUAAGCCAUUGCUUCCUCUGCCAAAGAAGACCAACAAGAUCCUUGUCGCAGGAACACAUGCUAAUAACUUGGGAUACCAAUGUGGAGGCUGGACGAUCACAUGGCAAGGCCUCAGCGGCAACAAUCUCACCAUUGGUACAAAUACCAAAUUAGAAAUUGAAUUUGCAGGAACAACGAUCCUUGCGGCGGUGAAGAACACGGUGGAUCGGACGACGAACGUCGUCUACAAGCAAAACCCCGAUACUAAUUUCGUCAAGUCCGGCGAAUUCGAUUACGCAAUCGUGGUCGUCGGAGAGAAACUGUACGCGGAGGGAUUCGGAGACAGCACGAACUUAACCAUAUCGGAACCAGGUCCGAGCACAAUGGAAAACGUGUGCGGCUCGGUGAAAUGUGUGGUGGUGGUUGUAUCGGGGCGUCCGGUGGUGAUGCAGCCUUACAUCUCGAACAUGGACGCUCUAGUGGCGGCGUGGCUGCCGGGAACUGAAGGUCAAGGAGUGGCUGAUGUUUUGUUCGGAGAUUAUGGAUUCACCGGGAAAUUGGCUCGGACGUGGUUCAGGACAGUUGAUCAGUUGCCGAUGAACGUUGGUGACCCGCAUUACGACCCGUUGUACCCGUUUGGAUUCGGGUUGGUCACUAACCCAAUUUAACGCCUUUUGGUUCGUAGAUUGUUGCGCCAAACACACAAAAUGUUCAA